Messenger RNA from Symbiodinium necroappetens, 277 nucleotides. The record is from the annotation of a GenBank genome assembly. Lineage: Eukaryota; Dinophyceae; Suessiales; Symbiodiniaceae.
AUGGUGACGGAAAACGUGGUUGUGCUGACGCUGCUCGGGUACGACGCCCUCUUCUUUCUGAAUCUUUUCGAUUACCACGUGCUGAAUGGCGAUGCCCCAGGCCACGAUGUCCUUUACCGCCCGGCGUAUUUCUUCGACAAGUACCGCAUCCCCCUCUCCAAGGAAAGGUUUCUACUCUUCUUUCACAUCCUGACUGCCGCGGCCCCACUGAUACUGUCGGCCACACAAUGCUGGAAGCUGGUAAGGAGACAGAGUUUGGCAGUACACCGCUGGACCG